Nicrophorus vespilloides is the source of this 829-nucleotide messenger RNA. RefSeq names its product serine/threonine-protein kinase 32B-like. Gene Ontology annotation, biological process: regulation of signal transduction; protein phosphorylation; G protein-coupled receptor signaling pathway. The record is from RefSeq and is a predicted model, not a curated record. Gene Ontology annotation, molecular function: G protein-coupled receptor binding; G protein-coupled receptor kinase activity; ATP binding. Lineage: Eukaryota; Metazoa; Arthropoda; Insecta; Coleoptera; Silphidae.
UUGUUGUGCCUCAGUCCAGGAGCGAGAGUUUCUUCCAUACAGGAACUAAAGCAAAUUCGAUGUCUGCAGAAAUUCGACUCGGACUUGGUCUUUCAGAGGAAGUAUCAACCGUAUUUCAUGCCACCUAGGGAUCAUUUAAACUGCGAUCCGACAUUCGAGCUAGAGGAGAUGAUCAUCGAGACGAAACCUCUGCACAAGAAGAAGAAACGAUUGGCCAAACAGCGAUCCGUCAGGGAAAUCCAUACGACGGAAGGGGAUUCCCCGAUGGAGCCAAAGUCUAUGAUUCCAGAGUUUAAGAUCUACAACAGGUAUCAAGAGUUGGAGCGAAGAGAACGCGAGCGUAAGGAGCAAGACUGGGAGCGCGAACUGCAGCAGGCCAUGAACCUCUCGAAUCCUCUGGACAAUGGUCCAGAGACAAUGCCCACGUGUCUAAGCUGUCCGAAGCUUGACGAAGAAUCGGAGCCAGAGGCAUCGCCAUCGACGCCAAUCUCGAAACUUUCCAAAUCUUCGGCGAGCUGCGAUUCGACUUCUGGGCCUAAAUACAAAUUGAGGCACGGCCUCUUCAAGCACAAAUCCUCCGGUGACAAGGCAGAAGAGACAAAGAAGAAAGGAGGUGCCAACGAUAUGCAAAGUCGCAUGCAGGGAUUGGAUUUUAUUGAUAGGACACCCUCUCCGAUGGAUAGAGUCGAAGGCACCUAAAUAAUCUAAUAACGAAACAUCUAAAUAUAUAUCUAAAUAUACAUAUAUAUUAUAAAAGAACAAGUAUACUUUAUAGGACCAAAACUUACUUAUUAUAUAUAAUUGUAUUAUUUUUUCUAAUAAAAGGCUG